Penicillium mononematosum is the source of this 2256-nucleotide messenger RNA. RefSeq names its product isochorismatase family protein family. The record is from RefSeq and is a predicted model, not a curated record. NCBI's taxonomy places the organism in Eukaryota, Fungi, Ascomycota, Eurotiomycetes, Eurotiales, Aspergillaceae. The transcript has 4 exons. Gene Ontology annotation, molecular function: dioxygenase activity. Gene Ontology annotation, biological process: DNA repair; DNA alkylation repair. Gene Ontology annotation, cellular component: nucleus. The coding region runs from base 1 to 2256 and encodes 751 amino acids.
AUGAGUGUCUUCGCAUUUGGGGAUUUGCCCACUAUCCAAACUCGGAAGGCUUUGCUACUACUUGACUUUCAAAAUGACUUUGUCCGUCCGUCCGGAGCUUUAUAUAUCCCCAAUACACCGGACAUCCUCGAAACCCUUCCACAGCUGGCGUCUGCAUUCCGUCGGGCUGGUGAUGUAGUUUGGGUGCGUUCACAAUAUGAAUCCCCUCAGGUCAUCUCUGACUGGAACUUUGGUGAUCGUAUUGUCCUGGACAGAGAGCCACCGCGCAGAAAGGAGAUGCCCACCUCGGAUAUAAUUGAAGCCGGGUCGGACCAUGAUUCACCAGAACCUGUCGACCCAGAAGCCUUUCUCUCCGGGUCUUCGCCAUGCCCUGACCCGCAUACCCCGGAUAUCAAUUCCCCGCACCAAUUCUGGCCGCCAUCAAUGCCCAGCAUGACACCGUGGACACGUUUUGUGACCGAGUUGUACCUCUGUGGCUCGUUGUCCAAUGUCUCUGUGUUUGCGACCGCUUUGGAUGCUGUCCGCAACGGGUUUUCCGUGACACUUGUGGAGGAUUGCCUAGGUUUCCGCGAUUUUCAGCGGCAUCAAGAAGCAAUGCGGCGUAUGGCGGAUAUAUUGGGGGCGGCUGGUAUCACCGCUCAGGAGCUAAUCCAGGAGCUAGAUUGGGAUGAGACUGAGGCAAUUGCCCGCCAAGGUGCACCGCAGCCUAAGAGGUCAGCAGCUACAGCUGGCCUCGAGAGCGUCAUGGACGGUCUGGAAUUCUGGAAUACCGCGGACAACUCUCCCACGGAGGACUCGCGUGACCUAAAGGAUCCGAGCGUUUUGGAACUCGCUAGUCUCUCUCGUGCACAGCGCGCUACUGCUGCGCAGGCACGGGGUCCAGUGGAAGACCAAAAGAAGGUGCGCGCGCGCGUCCGCCGUCCGAAGCGCCGAGACGCCCCAAAAGAACCUUCACAAUCCGCGGAAAUACCAAAUGCAUCCCAAGUCAACAUCGGGGAGGGCGAUUCGCGCCUUGUGAACAAUGUCAACUUGGCUGCAGACUCCUUUGAGCGCAUACAGGCCGAGGUAGAUUGGCAGAAGAUGUACCAUCUGUCGGGCCAGGUUCCCCGAUUGGUUGCAGUUCAGGGCCAACCUCGACCCGAUGGAGCAAUCCCCAUAUAUCGUCAUCCGGCAGACGAGUCUCCACCCUUCAAGCCAUUUACCCCCGCGGUUGAUGAAGUGCGAAUGGCUGAUCGCAUAUCAGAGCAUUCAGAUAAGACGCUGGAUAUUGUGCGAGGAUCUUUCAUUUGCAAUGUUAGUUUAGGUGCCGAGCGCAUGAUGGUCCUCCGUACCAAGGCCUCGGCAUCUGAUCCCGAGGAAGGGAUUGAACCAUGUCGGACGACGCAGCGCGUGCCUCUUCCUCACAAGUCACUUUUUGUGCUGGGCCCAAAGACGAACAUGCGAUGGCUUCAUGGCAUCCGGGCCGACAAACGACCUAACGCGACCAAAUCUGCUGAGGAGCAAGCUUACGGCGGCCAGCGCAUUUCCCUUACGUUCCGUCACAUUGGCACCUUCAUCGACCCUGUGGCAAACACAAUUUGGGGACAAGGGGCUGUCAGUAAGACAUUGGACCAGGCCCGUGCUGUGGUUCAUGGGGAUCCUGCUGAAACAGCACGCCUCAUUGGUGCUUUUGGCCAGGAAAAUCGUGCCACCGAAUUCGAUUGGGAUGCCGUGUACGGUGGGGGCUUCGACGUGGUCAAUUUUGUGACUACUUCAACAGGGCAGCUAGUGCUUGGCUGCGAUCUUGUGGCCAACUUGCGUGUGCGUCUCUGUCUGGGUGAAAACGGCAUCCGGUAUCGAUUGGUCACCGACCAUGAGAAACUGGGAGCUAGUGACAGUCCAAAGACACUACCAGUAUACGAAACGCCCGAUGGAGCAACAAUCGCAGGCGAUUCCGUUAUCCUAACGCACAUGGCUAACCGAUCUGCUGAGACCUUACGGCCAGCGAUUGACCGGUUUUUGGCACACUGGCGUCAGCACUGUGCCACCGAUUCAGGUAGUGUGUUUGAAUAUGGGAUGGAGGAUUGGGAGAGUAUUCUGCAGGGCCAACAUUACCUAGGAGGCUCCGUGUUCACCAUCGACGAUUGCUCUCUAUGGCCAGUUCUGCGGGAGAUUGUACAGACCCAGGGUGCAUUUGAUGCUCGGUUCGUGAACGUGAAUCAAUAUUAUCAGCGAGUCGAGAAUUGGGGCAUCGUUCGGUCUAUUCUGGAGGAAUGA